AUUAAUCAUUCACCAGCCGGGGAGCAGCGAUUGCUGCCGCUCGGAGCGAGCGGGGCCGGCGGCCGCCUCCGUCCGUCCCCAUGCCAGCGCCCCGGGGCAGCGGCGCCGGGAGCCCCGCCGGGAUGCUGCGCCCGGCGAGCGGCGGGAGCCUGCGGCUCUGAGCCGGGAGCGGGGAGGUCCGGGCAGAGGAUGCUCCCCAAUGGCACCUGCACCAGGCUCCCGGGCGGUGCAGGCAGCGACAGCGGCGGCAGCGACAGCGGCGGUGGAGGAGCCGGCGGCGCCUUGGAGGAGGCGGCGGCGGGGGGCAUGGACUCGGGCGGCAGGAACUCCUCUGGCGCCCCGAACAGCACCCUGAGCGAGUCUCAGGGCAGCGCCAUCCUCAUCUCAUUCAUCUACUCCGUGGUGUGCCUGGUGGGGCUGUGCGGCAACUCCAUGGUCAUCUACGUGAUCCUGCGCUAUGCCAAGAUGAAGACGGCCACCAACAUCUACAUCCUCAACUUGGCCAUCGCGGACGAGCUGCUGAUGCUCAGCGUCCCCUUCCUGGUCACCUCCACCCUGCUGCACCACUGGCCCUUUGGCUCGCUGCUCUGCCGCCUGGUGCUCAGCGUGGACGCCAUCAACAUGUUCACCAGCAUCUACUGCCUGACUGUGCUCAGCGUGGACCGCUACAUUGCUGUGGUGCACCCCAUCAAGGCGGCGAGGUACCGCCGGCCCACUGUGGCUAAGAUGGUCAAUUUGGGCGUCUGGGUGCUUUCCAUCCUCAUUAUCCUACCCAUCAUCAUCUUCUCCAACACAGCAGCCAACAGUGAUGGAACGGUGGCUUGCAACAUGCUCAUGCCAGAGCCCACCCAGAGGUGGCUGGUGGUCUUUGUGGUCUACACCUUUCUGAUGGGCUUCUUGCUGCCUGUGGUGGCCAUCUGCCUCUGCUACAUCCUCAUCAUUGCCAAGAUGCGCAUGGUGGCCCUGAAGGCCGGCUGGCAGCAGCGCAAACGCUCAGAGCGCAAGAUCACUCUCAUGGUCAUGAUGGUGGUGAUGGUCUUCGUCAUCUGCUGGAUGCCCUUCUACAUCGUGCAGCUGGUCAAUGUCUUUGUAGAGCAGGAUGAUGCCACCAUUAGCCAGCUCUCCGUCAUCUUGGGCUACGCCAACAGCUGUGCCAACCCUAUCCUCUAUGGCUUUCUCUCGGACAAUUUCAAGCGGUCCUUCCAGCGGCUGCUCUGCCUCAGUUGGAUGGACAAUGCUGCAGAGGAACCCAUCGACUACUAUGCCACUGCCCUCAAGAGCAGGGCAUACAGCGUGGAGGACUUUCCCCCAGACAACUUGGAGUCAGGGAGCAUGUACAGGAACGGCACUUGCACCUCCAGGAUUACCACUCUUUGAGGAAGCAUUUCUGCCCCACCACCCCCCCACUGCCCCCAGCAGGCGGGUGAGCGAGGCCAGGGCUGUGGCACGGGGAGGCCGGGAGGGAAGGGGUUUUGGUCCAGCCCACCGACAGCAGUGUUUGGCACAAGAGGGAGCAAAGAAAACCCCAUGUCCUCGGUGUGCUGCCCCAUCCCCCCUGCCUGUCUCCCAUGAGAGUGGGUGCAUUUGCUGAUGCUUUGACACCCCUUAGUAAACUGCCGCACUCGGCUUAGGCUCUGGCAGCCAGGCUCUGCCACCUCUCUCUGUGUUUGACGAGCGGCUGUGCAGGUCCCACAGCAACUGUCCCCUUUUGUACAGGUCCCCCUCCUCCUUCCCCUCAGCUGGUGGGACCCCCCUGCCACUGAGCAGAGCUUGCACCAGUCAAGUCCCAGCAGUCUGGCUCAGAUCCCCCCUGAACAACAGCAACCCUGCUCAGCAUCUACAGGUACGCACCUGCCCUUCAGAGAGCAGAAACACUGAGAAAAGUCUCCCCAGUGCACACCUGGCCCUGUUAGCAGCCUCUCUCUGCCUUCCCAGAGGGAAAAACAAUAAAAGAGGGGAGAAAAAGGCCCCAAGAAAAGGAGCAGCAUAAUCACGGAGCUGUCUUCUGCUUUGCAGACAGCUCCCACCUCCCUGGGGCUUGGGCUCUCUGUGCUGCUCUCAGAGGAAGCAGAACAGAAAAAGUCUUCAGAAGGAAAGCUGCUUCUUGCUGUGCUUCAGAGCUGCACAGCCGGCUGCUGAUAACAGGAGAUAAGUGGUCCCAUGACCCUCGGGGAGCGGAGCACUGAGUUGGGGGCAGGAGGGAGCCUUGAGCCGGAGGAUGUGUGAGUGUGUCCAUACAUCCAAUAAAGUGUGCAAAUAAAAAAGCUUAAGGGGAGCACUAGACUGUGAAGUUAUUGUCUUGUACCUGCUCCAUUAGCCAUGAAAUGGCAAUGAAGGGAGCUGAGACAGUUCUGAAUGACCUGGGUGGCUUCAAAGUCACUUUAGCCUACAUGGAAAAAAAGGGGAAUUAAUUCAAAAUCUCCAUCAGGCUCUUAAAUUAAUACUUGACAGAAAAGUAGCUGUUUGACAAUAGCUAUUACCCUAGCUUCUGUUUCUUUUGUUGCACUAAAAGAAAGAUAAAAUGUGUUUAUCAUAUGUUGCCAAUGUAAUAUACUGGCCCGGAACUUCAUAAUGUUUCAUUUCUCUGAAAUGUUGUUUUUAAUGUGUGCCAGAUGUCUUUUUAUUUGAUUUUUUUUUUUAUUUGAUUCUUGUCACUGUGUUGUGAACGUGUUUCUCUGAAGCAAUUUAUACUGUGUACUUAUAUCUGUGGUGGCUACCUGCAAGAGUGCAUUUAAAAUGGGUGAUGCUCAAGAAGGCUCCUUUUCAGAAAAAAAGGUUGUAACUUUUUCUAAUAUGCUCAUCUACACUGUCUCCCCCAGAAAAAAAAAAAAAAAAUCUCUUGAAUUUUCCCUCUUUCUCUCUUAUGAAGUAACAUUUUUCAUAUGUGUGAAUGAAGAUUUCUUAUUUGAUAAAUUACAGCUGAUUAAACAAAACCUUUUCUCCCUGCUCCCCUUAUCCCAGAUGCAAGAAACAAUACAAAGUGUAUUAAAACAAGCAGAUAAUGUUGUUUUUGUUUUGUUUUGCUUUGUUUUGUUUUCUACCACCUGUAUUGACAAUGUCACAGAGUGGCAGGUGUCCUGGUAGUUGUGACAAAUCACUUCUCAAGCACAAUACUGUGGUAGUAUUAAUUAUAGCUACUGACAGUCUGAAGCAAAAGACUGGAAAAAAUCUCCGGUAGCAACACACCCGUAGCCCUGCACUGGGAGCUACAGUGCUAAAGAAGUGCACGCAGUGUUAAGUGUAAGACUGGCUGUAGAGGCAUCUAGCACUCAGAGCAGUGGACUUACUGCAAGUUCUUGUCAAAUUGUACCCUUCAACUUUUCUCAGCAGCAAAAAGCAGGAGACUACUUUGUACAUUUCUCUCACUAAAAAUUAGAUACUGUUAAAUGAAUGUAUAAAUUUAGUAUUUCAAAGUUGUCUGAUUCAAAGCCCAUCGAAAUGAGAUAAAAGAUCCUAGUUCACUUCAAUGGACUGUGAGUCAGCUCCUUUUAGGUUAAAAAUUGCUAAUGUGGAAGCUGUUACAUCCUUAUUAAAAUAUUUUGUGAAAAGCUUUAACAAUUGUAGUUUCUUUUCUUUUACUUCUCAGUGGACCUCAUUUAAAGAAAACAUGCAAAUAUGAGUUUUGCUGAUGAUUUCCAUGCACAUAUGGGGGGAAAAAAGGACUAAAUCUCUCUAUAAGCUUAUUUAACUUUUCACAGAAACCAAACAUCUGUCAAAACAGUCAAAUGUCCCAUGAUACCACACGGUGCUAUUUGUAGAGCUUCACUUAAAAUCUCACUCACAAUCUCUUUAAAAUGGUAUAAAUCUCUCUCUCUCUCUCUCAUCUAGGCAUACUGUUAUGUAUGGUUCGACUAAAUAAAGAAUUUGUCUACUUUC
Messenger RNA from Anas platyrhynchos (mallard), 3876 nucleotides. RefSeq names its product somatostatin receptor 1 (gene SSTR1). The record is from RefSeq and is a predicted model, not a curated record. Gene Ontology annotation, biological process: cellular response to estradiol stimulus; neuropeptide signaling pathway. Gene Ontology annotation, molecular function: neuropeptide binding; somatostatin receptor activity. Gene Ontology annotation, cellular component: neuron projection; plasma membrane. Lineage: Eukaryota; Metazoa; Chordata; Aves; Anseriformes; Anatidae.